This is a messenger RNA of Penicillium argentinense, 642 nucleotides long. RefSeq lists its product as uncharacterized. The record is from RefSeq and is a predicted model, not a curated record. The transcript is spliced from 3 exons. Lineage: Eukaryota; Fungi; Ascomycota; Eurotiomycetes; Eurotiales; Aspergillaceae. The coding region runs from base 1 to 642 and encodes 213 amino acids.
AUGCUCAAGACAGCUCAAAACCAACACAAAAUCUAUCGUUUUAACGAGUUGAAUCUCAACAUGUCCUAUGUAAGCACAUGGCAGCCUGUCCCUCCUCCGCCUCGACCCGCAAGACAGUAUCGGUGGAAAAACACGGACAGUAAUCCAAUCACAGUGCUUCCAAUUGGCUGGAAUGCCGAGGAAUAUGAUCUUGAUGCUGAGGACUUAGAUGCGCAGAUUGAAAGAUGCCGCGAAAGGAUUGAGGACAAUAUCUUACCGCACAUUUUUGAGCGAAAACUGGAUACAUUUCUGAUAAGAAAAACGGAGAGAGAGACUGCGAUGAUGAUAUACCCAGGACUUGCCUGGGAAGUUUUGGAACGUAUACAAAACCUCGAGGAGAUCGGAGCCACAUUACUUCAAGACGGCGACGAGUAUGCUCUUCUUCCUACUAUUUCAGCUAUCAUUCAGGCUUAUAAAACUGGGACAAUCGGCUGGUACCCGGGACUUGUCACGUAUUGGUACAACGGAGCUCAGAUCUCUCAGCCCAGGCCUUUUGAUUGGGAUGAAUAUGGCUGUAUUAGUUCGCAUUGCCUGGGUGGAAUUGUUUCUUUCUGGGUCGAAGGGGUGAGCUAUGUCAGUACUUUCGCAUUAUGCUCUUAUUAA